GCGCAGUGAUAUCUGUGUAGUGCACCGAUAACAAUUUGCCUUUCAUUUUCUGUUUACUAUUCUAAUAUAGAAUUUUCAAUAAGCCAUUUUAGAUUUUUAUUUUAACAUUGACAUUUCAUUGUGGCAUGAAUCAUGCGCACUGUUAAGAAAAACAAAUGCAUUUAUCAUUUUCACGUUCUUAUUUUGCAUUGCAUUUUCAAACUGACACUGAUCACCCUCCAUAGACCAAGGUAUUUUGCGAACCAGGAAACUCAGUUUUCUCUCCACAAUUGAGUCUGAGCAUAACUUCAUACGAAUUCACUAAUGACGAUGAUGGAUUUACACAUAUCGACGCAUUUAUUGGGAUAGUGAGGGAAUAUAGAGAGCAUCAGUAGAUUUGGGUUACAAUUGUCUUAUAUUGAAUACACUGCGGUAAUGUAAUAUUUUAACUGUGUCCGUCUAGCCUUAUCAUGUCAGGCAUAUUAAUCUUGGCAUUAGUGAUAUCUAUUCUAUCUCAUGGAUAUUAUGUCGGAACAAGUGUCAGGUCUGCGAGGGAUGAGGUGAAUUUUGAGUCUGUAAAUCUGAAUGUAGACCUCUCUCGAGUACUCAAGAGAGUGAACGAACGUUUUUUGUCUGUGGCCAUAGAUGCGAGUCUCGUCGCUGAAGAGAAGUUCAUGUACCUUUUAGCGUCUCCAAAGCUGAGGACAUUGGCUAAAGCUUUAUCCCCAGCAUUUCUAAGAUUUGGAGGGACAAGACAAGAUUUCAUGACCUUCAACCCUGCAUUUUUACAUUCAAAUGAGUAUCACAAAAACUCUGUUUUUGAUGCAGAUGAUCUCUGUGAAAGGCUGGAGCUGCCCCCAAUACUGGAGGAGAGGCUGAAGCAGGAAUGGGCUCUACAUGAAGUACUUCUCCAGAAAGAGGACUUGCAGAGGAAGUACCAGAGUUUAAAGUUCACAGAGUAUGCAGUGGAUCUACUGUACUCUUUUACAAACUGCUCUGGAUUAGACCUCAUCUUUGGGCUCAAUGAGCUGCUCAGGACCACUGGCAACUCCUGGGACAGCAGCAAUGCCAGGACCCUCAUACAGUACUGUGAAUCCAAACAGUACAGCAUGGCCUGGGAGCUGGGCAAUGAGCCCAACAGUUAUGAGAAGAAGGCAGGGAUCCGGGUGAACGGAUACCAGCUGGGCCAAGACUUCAUUCAACUCCGCAGGAUUCUGCGGGAAUCCAAACUUUACCAUGACACUGGACUCUAUGGACCGGACAUUAGCCAACCCCGAGACCACCGGAGAGACUUACUGGAGGGGUUCUUGGAAAGUGGGGCAGAAGCAAUUGACGCAUGCACCUGGCACCAUUACUAUGUCAACGGAAGACACACAUCUUUAAAAGAUUUCCUAGACCCUGAGGUGCUAAACACUUUAGCCCUGAAAACACAUGAAGUCAUCAAGACCGUUGAUCUGGCAUCCCCUGGGAAGAAGGUGUGGCUUGGAGAGACUAGUUCUGCCUAUGGAGGCGGGGCUAAGGGGCUGUCUGACACAUUUGUCGCUGGAUUCAUGUGGCUGGAUAAACUGGGCCUUGGUGCAAAGCUUGGCUUAGAUGUUGUAAUCAGGCAGGUUUUGAUUGGAUCUGGGACUUACCACCUGGUAGAUGAUAACCUCGAUCCACUUCCUGAUUACUGGCUAUCAGUUCUGUACAAGAGGCUUGUUGGACCAGAGGUGCUGAGUAUAGAAGCCUUUUCCAUUUUGGGAAAGACGAAAAGAGUACGGGUCUACCUACACUGCACUAACAAGAAAAGUACAAGCUACAAAAGUGGAGCAAUCACAUUGUUUGCUCUGAACCUGAGUAAGAGCCCUGCUAGCAUCGCUGUGCCUGCCAUGGUCUCUAACAGCACUGUAGAGGCCUUCGUUCUUCAGUCUGAACAGCCUGGCGAGGAGGGACUCUACUCGAAGUCUGUGAAACUCAACGGAGAGGUGUUGAAGAUGGUAGAUGAUCGAACUCUUCCAUCGCUCCAGGGAACUCCUCUUGCUGCAGGAGAACAUCUCAGACUGCCUGGUUAUUCCUUUGCCUUCUAUCUCCUCAGUGAGGCCCAGGCACUGGCCUGCCGAUGACCCCAACUGGACAGGAGGACUUGAGAAGAUGGAUGUAUAUUCACUGUCUAGACUAAGAAGGAAACACUUGACUAUUACUCUAAACACUGCUGUAUGAUUUUGCCAAAGAAUGUUAACCAGGUGAAUGUGGUGAAAGGAUUCAAUAUAUAUUUAAAAAAAACUUUGUUUUCAGCUACAGAGCCAGUCAAACGUUCCUUCAAGACUAUUGGAAAAUCAUUCCAGGUGAAGCUGGUUGAGAGAAUGCCAAGAGUGUGCAAAGCUGUCAUCAAGGCAAAGUGUGGCUACUUUGAAGAUUCUCAAAUCUAAAAUAUAUUUUGAUUUGUUUAACACUGUUUUGGUUACUACAUGAUUCCGUAUGAGUUAUUUCAUAGUUUUGAAGUCUUCACUAUUAUUCUACAAUGUAGGAAAUAGUAAAUAUAAAGAAAAACCCUUGAAUGAGUAGGUGUGUCCAAACUUUUGACUGGUGCUGUAUAUGUAUAUGUAUAUGUAUACUUCCGACUUCAACUGAUACACAUAUGUAUGUAUGUAUGUAUGUAUGUAUGUAUGUAUAUAUAUGUAUAUAUGUGUAUGUAUGUAUAUGUAUAUAUAUAUGUGUAUCAGUUGAAGUCGGAAGUUUACAUACACUUAGGUUAGAGUCAUUAAAACUCGUUUUUCAACCACUCCACAAAUUUCUUGUUAACAAACUAUAGUUUUGGCAAGUCGGUUCGGACAUCUACUUUGUGCAUGACACAAGUAAUUUUUCCAACAAUUGUUUACAGACAAAUUAUUUCACUUAUAAUUCACUGUAUCACAAUUGCAGUGGUUCAGAAGUUUACAUACACUAAAUUGACUGUGCCUUUAAACGGCUUGGAAAAUUCCAGAAAAUUAUGUCAUGGUUUUAGAAGCUUCUGAUAGGCUAAAUGACAUAAUUUGAGUCAAUUGGAGGUGUACCUGGGGAUGUAUUUCAAGGCCUACCUUCAAACCCAGUGCCUCUUUGCUUGACAUAAUGGGAAAAUCCAAAGAAAUCAGCCAAAACCUCAGAAAAAAAAUUGUAGACCUCCACAAGUCUGGUUCAUCCUUGGGAGCAAUUUCCAAGCACCUGAAGGUACCACCUUCAUCUGUACAAACAACAGUACGCAAGUAUAAACACCAUGGGACCACGCAGCCGUCAUACCGCUCAGGAAGGAGACGCGUUCUGUCUCCUAGAGAUGAACGUACUGCGAAAAGUGUUAAUCAAUCCCAGAACAACAGCAAAGGACCUUGUGAAGAUGCUGGAGUAAAAGGGUACAAAAGUAUCUCUAUCCAUAGUAAAACGAGUCCUAUAUCGACAUAACUUGAAAGGCCACUCGGCACGGAAGAAGUCACUGCUCCAAAACCGCCAUAAAAAAGCCAGACUACAGUUUGCAACUGCACAUGAGGACAAAGAUCGUACUUUUUGGAGAAAUGUCCUCUUGUCUGAUGAAACAAAAAUAGAACUGUUUGGUCAUAAUGACCUUCGUUAUGUUUGGAGGAAAAAGGGGGAGGCUUGCAAGCCGAAGAACACUAUCCCAACCGUGAAGCACGGGAGUGGCAGCAUCAUGUUGUGGGGGUGCUUUGCUGCAGGAGGGACUGGUGCACUUCACAAAAUAGAUGGCAUUGAAGGAAGGAAAAUUAUGUGGAUAUAUUGAAGCAACAUCUCAAGACAUCAGUCAGGAAGUUAAAGUAUGGUCGCAAAUGGGUCUUCCAAAUGGACAAUGACCCCAAGCAUACUUCCAAAGUUGUGGCAAAAUGGCUUAAGGACAACAAAGUCAAGGUAUUGGAGUGGCCAUCACAAAGCCCUGACCUCAAUCCCAUAGAAAAAUUGUGGGCAGAACUGAAAAAGCGUGUGCGAGCAAGGAGGCUUAGAAACCUGACUCAGUUACACCAGCUCUGUCAGGAGGAAUGGGCCAAAAUUCACCCAACGUAUUGUGGGAAGCUUGUGGAAGGCUACCCGAAAUGUUUGACCCAAGGUAACAAUUUAAAGGCAAUGCUACCAAGUACUGAUUGAGUGUAUGUAAACUUCUGACUGACUGGGAAUGUGAUGAAAGAAAUAAAAUCUGAAAUAAAUCAGUCUCUCUACUAUUAUUCUGACAUUUCACAUUCUUAAAAUAAAGUGGUGAUCCUAACUGACCUAAGACAGGGAAUCUUUACUAGGAUUAAAUGUCAGGAAUUGUGAAAAACUGAGUUUAAAUGUAUGUAAACUUCCGACUUCAACUGUAUAUAUAAUAUAUAUUCCAUAUAUUCCAAUGUUGUUUUGGCAAUACUUAAUUAAUGUACAUUUAUGUUUCAUAUUUGAUGCCAAAACCCUGAGACUAAACACAACUUGUUUACAUUAUGUUUACACUUAAUAGUUGAAUUGUGCAAUUUUCUAUUUUGGUACACUGGGAUACAACACUAUUAUAACAUUUUUAGCUUUUAAUAUCUUUGUACAAAAUUAUUUUUGGAGAGAAAAUAAAUGCAGUAAUGAAUUCAAA
Salvelinus fontinalis (brook trout) is the source of this 4555-nucleotide messenger RNA. RefSeq names its product heparanase-like. The record is from RefSeq and is a predicted model, not a curated record. The transcript has 12 exons. Gene Ontology annotation, molecular function: hydrolase activity, acting on glycosyl bonds. Gene Ontology annotation, cellular component: membrane; extracellular matrix. The coding region runs from base 450 to 2084 and encodes 544 amino acids. NCBI's taxonomy places the organism in Eukaryota, Metazoa, Chordata, Actinopteri, Salmoniformes, Salmonidae.